Molecule: messenger RNA, 5367 nt
Organism: Elephantulus edwardii (Cape elephant shrew)
Lineage: Eukaryota; Metazoa; Chordata; Mammalia; Macroscelidea; Macroscelididae
Gene: LTN1
Product: listerin E3 ubiquitin protein ligase 1
Exons: 30
Coding region: 70-5367 (1765 amino acids)
Biological process (GO): rescue of stalled cytosolic ribosome; ribosome-associated ubiquitin-dependent protein catabolic process
Cellular component (GO): RQC complex; cytosol
Molecular function (GO): zinc ion binding; ubiquitin protein ligase activity; ribosomal large subunit binding
Source: RefSeq, a predicted model, not a curated record
AGUUGUUUCCCCGAGGAGUCAAACCUGGACUGUGGUGCUUGGAGUGCGGUUGCUUCUGAUACUGUGACCAUGGGCGGGAAGAACAAACAGCGGACCAAGGGGAACCUGAGGCCUUCAAACAGUGGCCGAGCUGCCGAACUCCUUGCCAAAGAACAGGGAACGGUGCCUGGAUUUAUUGGUUUUGGAACAUCUCAUAGUGACCUUGGCUAUGUACCUGCCAUUCAAGGGGCUGAAGAAAUAGACAAUCUUGUUGAUUCUGAUUUCCGAAUGGUGCUGCGGAAACUUUCCAAGAAAGAUGUUACAACAAAAUUAAAAGCAAUGCAGGAAUUUGGAACAAUGUGUACAGAGAGAGAUACAGAAGUUGUAAAAGGAGUUCUUCCAUAUUGGCCAAGAAUUUUCUGUAAAGUUUCACUUGAUCAUGACCGCCGGGUUCGGGAAGCCACACAGCAAGCUUUUGAGAAACUCAUCCUUAAAGUAAAGAAACACUUGGCUCCCUACUUAAAGAGUUUAAUGGGUUAUUGGCUGAUGGCUCAGUGUGACACAUACACACCAGCUGCAAGUGCAGCAAAAGAUGCAUUUGAAGCAGCUUUCCCCCCAAGCAAGCAACCUGAAGCCAUCGCGUUUUGUAAGGAUGAAAUUACAAAUGUACUUCAUGAUCAUCUUCUAAAAGAAACCCCUGACACACUCAGUGACCCACAAACUGUUCCAGAGGAAGAAAGAGAAGCUAAAUUCUAUCGAGUUAUAACUUCUUCCUUAUUGGCCUUAAAGAAAUUACUUUGCCUUUUGCCAGAUAAUGAACUUGAUUCUCUAGAGGAGAAAUUUAAGGUUCUUUUGUCGCAUAAUAAGUUUUGGAAGUAUGGAAAACACAGUAUACCUCAGAUUCGCUCAGCUUAUUUUGAAUUGGUUUCCACAUUGUGCCAGCGUAUUCCACAGCUGAUGAAAGCAGAAGCAUCCAAAGUGAGCCCGUCUGUCUUACUUAGUAUUGAUGAUAGUGACCCCGUAGUAUGCCCAGCACUCUGGGAAGCUGUCCUUUAUACACUGACCACCAUUGAGGACUGUUGGAGUCAUGUAAAUGCAAAGAAAAGUGUGUUCCCCAAGCUGUCCUCUGUGGUUCGUGAAGGUGGUCGAGGCCUGGCUACUGUGAUAUAUCCUUAUCUUCUGCCAUUUAUCAGCAAACUACCACAGUCUAUUACAGAUCCAAAGUUAGAUUUCUUCAAACAUUUCCUAACCUCUCUGGUUGCAGGGUUAUCAACAGAAAGAAUCAAAACCAGCUUUUCCGAAUGCUCAGCUGUAGUAGCUGCUUUUUUUGAGUGCUUACGUUUUAUAAUGCAGCAAAACCUAGGCGAAGAAGAGAUGGAAAAGAUGCUUGUUGAUGAUCAGUUGAUCCCUUUUAUUGAUGCAGCUCUCAAAGAGCCAAAAUUUCAAAAUGGGCAACUAUUUAACCACUUAGCAGAAACUUUAAGUUCCUGGGAAGCCAAGGCAGAUACAGAAAGAGACAAUAAAACAGCUCGCAACUUGGAGAAUGUGCUGUUAAAUUUCUGGGAAAGACUGUCAGAGAUAUGUGUUGAGAAAAUUAAUGAGCCAGAAGCUGACGAUAAGUCCGUUUUAGGUGUAUCUAGCCUAUUACAGGUCCUUCAGAAACCAAAGAGUGCAUUGAAAUCAAAUAAAAAAAAAGUUGGUAAGGUUAGAUUUGCUGAUGAGGUACCUGAAAAUACUAAAGAGCAUGAAAAAGGUGUGUCUUCAGAAGGAGAGAACAGCGAAGGCUCUGAAGCAGUAACUGAACCUCUUCCUCGUGCCCCUACAGAUCUUGUGUCUCCUUUGAGGAAAAAACCUUUGGAAGACUUAGUCUGUAAACUAGCAAAGAUGAGUAUUAAUUAUGUCAAUGAACAAACAUCAGAGCAACAUCUCAAGUUUCUUUCUGCUCUACUUAGCACAUUUUCUUCAAGCCAGGUAUUUAAAGUGCUCCUAGGUGAUGAAAAGCAAGGUAUUGGCAAAGACAAAUCUCCUGAAAUAGCUAAACUUGCCCAAAAAAAUCCUGCAGUACAGUUUUUAUACCGGAAGCUAACCAGUUGGCUAAAUGAAGAUCAAAAGAAGAAUUCUGGAUUCCUGGUGGACAUGUUAUACAGUGCCCUCUGUUGUUGUGACAAUAAUAUGGAAAGAAAAGAUGUCUUGGAUGAUUUAACACAGACAGAGCUGAAAUGGGAUUCUCUUCUUCAAAUUAUUGAAAAGGCAUGUUCUUGUGCAGAUAAACAUGCUUUAGUAACUCUCUGGCUGAAAGGAGAUUUCCUUGGAGAGAAAUUGGUAAACAUGACAGUUCAUCUGUGCAAUAUGAGCUUGGAAUCCACGGUAUCUUCAGAAUCUUACUACUCAGAAAGAUGGACCCUUCUAAGCUUGGUAUUAUCCCAGCAUAUUGAAAAUGAUUACUUGAUUGGAGAAACAUAUGUUGAAAGAAUUAUUGUUAAGCUUCACGAGACUUUAUCCAGAAAAACAAAGACAUUGGUGGAAGCUGACAGUAAUGACUCAGUAGUGUCUUAUAUCUGUGAUGUGUUCUAUAGUUAUUUCAGCUCAGCAAAAGGAUGUUUGUUAAUGCCAUCAUCUGAGGAUUUGUUGUUAACACUCUUUCAGUUAUGUGCUCAAAGCAAAGAGAAAACACAUUUGCCAGAUUUUCUUAUCUGUAAACUGAAAAAUACGUGGCUGGCUGGUGUAAAUUUCUUGGUCCGUGAAAUUGACAAUACAUAUAAGCAGAGUACUUUCCUACAUAUGUCUAAAGUUUGGCUCAAGAACCAAGUUCAGUCUUCAUCUCUGGAUACCAAAAGUCUUCAAGUCCUCUUGUCUACUGUGGAUGAUUUCCUGAAUAAGCUCCUAGAGAGUAAAGAUACUGAUCUUCUGGGAGUUUAUAUUGGAAGUGUUAUGCCAAACGACAGCGAAUGGGAACAUAUGAGAGAGUCUCUUCCUAUACAGUGGUUGUACAGGCCUCUUUUAGAAGGAAGAUUGAGUUUGAAUCAUGAAUGUUUCACUACUGAUUUUAAGGAACAUGAUAUAAAGACUAUUCCUAGCCAUUUGUGUACUUCUGCAUUGUUGAGCAAAAUGAUCUUAGUGGCAAUGAAGAAGGAAGUAGGCCUAGAAAAUAUGCUUGAGAAAAUAAUUGCAGAACUACUCUACUCACUGCAGUGGUGUGAAGAAUUAGACAAUCCACCUAUUUUUCUAACUGAAUUUUGUGAAAUGCUUCAGAGAAUGAAUAUUACAUAUGAAAACUUAUGUGCACUUGGAAAUACAUCUGGUCUUUUGCAGCUGAUAUUCAACAGAUCCAGAGAAAGUGGCACCCUUUGGUCUCUUGUUAUUGUUAAGUUGAUAUCCUCUCAACGCAUUACAUCUGAGGAGGUAAAAAAACAAUAUAGAAGAGCAGAGAACAGUUUUUUCCCACUUACAGAAGGUAAUUUACAUACUACUCAAUGUCUCUGUACAUUAUUGUUAAAAGAAGAAAAGAAAAAAUUCAUUGCUGAAUGUAUACCUGCACUUUUGGCCUGGCCUAAGGAUGAUCUUUACCAUAUUGAUGGAGGUUUUGGUUAUUUUGCCAUUUUCAAUUCUUCUCUGCAAGUCAAAAGCAUAGAUGAUGAAGAAUUGUUACAUGAUAUUUUAGAAGUAAUAAUGUCUUGGAAGAAAAAGUAUGACGAUGUUUUUCUCUUCAGUUGUAAUCUGUUAGAUGUAAGGCAAGAGACACUGGGUAUAAAUAUAGAAAUAAUCCGGUUUCUUUCCCUGUUCCUGAAAUACCGAUCAUCUCCUUUGGAGGAAAGUGAGUGGGAUUUCAUCAUGUGUUCCAUGUUGGCUUGGUUGGAGACAGCAGUUGGAAAUCAGGCAUUAUAUUCUCUUCCACUUGUACAACUGUUUGCCUGUGUCAGCUUUAGUUUGGCCUGUGAUCUCAGUGUAUUUUUUGAUUCCACAACUCUGGAUACUGCUGGCAAGCUUCCAGUAAAUCUCAUCAGCGAAUGGAAAGAGUUUUUUUCUCAAGGCAUCUGCAGUUUGCUUUUACCUCUUUUUAUGACUAUUACAGGCAACAAAGAUCUGUCUGAAACUUCCUUUCAGAAUGCAAUGCUGAAGCCCAUGUGUGAAACAUUAUCGUAUAUAUCAAAGGAGCAGCUGAUAAAUUACAAACUCCCUGCAAAAUUUGUUGCUGGCCAAAAAACGAAUUUACCAGAACAUCUCCAGACUUUGUUAAAUACCUUGGUCCCAUUACUCCUCUUCAGAGCUAGACCUGUGCAAAUUGCCGCUUACCAUAUGCUUUACAAAUUGAUGCCUGAAUUACCACAAUAUGAUCAGGAUAAUCUCAAGUCAUAUGGAGAUGAGGAAGAAGAGCCAGCCUUGUCACCACCAGCAGUAUUGAUGUCUCUUCUUAGUACGCAAGAGGAUUUGCUGGAAAAUGUUUUAGGGUGUGUUUCUGUUGGGCAGAUAGUAACUAUUAAGCCACUGAGUGAGGAUUUCUAUUACGUUCUGGGCUACCUUCUCACAUGGAAGUUAAUACUUACCUUCUUCAAAGCUGCUUCAUCUCAGCUUCGGGCCCUGUAUUCGAUGUACCUUCGGAAAACAAAGAGUUUGAAUAAACUGCUCUAUCAUUUAUUCAGACUUAUGCCAGAAAAUCCAACUUGCGGAGAGUCAGUUAUUGAGUUCUCAAAUAAGGAUCCUAAAACAUUCUUUACUGAAGAGCUCCAUUUGAGGAUUAGAGAAACAUCAGCUCUUCCAUACCAAAUUCCACACUUGGCUUGUUCAGUCUAUCAUAUGACAUUAAAAGACUUGCCCGCUAUGGUUAGAUUGUGGUGGAAUAGCAGUGAGAAGCGUAUUUUCAAUAUUGUGGAUAGAUUUACAAGCAAAUAUGUCAGCAAUGUGCUUUCUUUUCAAGAAAUAUCUUCUGUGCAAACAAGUACACAACUGUUUGAUGGCAUGACGGUUAAAGCUCGAGCUACCACUCGAGAAGUAAUGGCUACCUACAGUAUAGAGGACAUAGUCAUUGAACUUAUAAUACAACUGCCUUCAAAUUACCCCCUGGGUUCAAUAACAGUGGAAAGUGGGAAAAGAAUUGGAGUGGCUGUGCAGCAGUGGCGGAACUGGAUGCUGCAGUUAAGCACUUACCUCACCCAUCAGAAUGGCAGUAUUAUGGAAGGCUUAGCAUUAUGGAAGAAUAAUGUUGAUAAACGUUUUGAAGGUGUUGAAGAUUGCAUGAUCUGUUUUUCAGUCAUACAUGGUUUCAACUAUUCUCUUCCCAAAAAAGCCUGUAGAACAUGCAAGAAAAAGUUCCAUUCAGCCUGUUUGUAUAAAUGGUUUACAUCUAGCAACAAAUCUACUUGUCCCCUAUGUCGUGAGACCUUUUUCUAG